Saimiri boliviensis boliviensis (Bolivian squirrel monkey) is the source of this 1582-nucleotide messenger RNA. It is a transcript of the gene MEIOB, whose product is annotated as meiosis specific with OB-fold. Gene Ontology annotation, biological process: resolution of meiotic recombination intermediates. Gene Ontology annotation, molecular function: single-stranded DNA 3'-5' DNA exonuclease activity; single-stranded DNA binding. The record is from RefSeq and is a predicted model, not a curated record. NCBI's taxonomy places the organism in Eukaryota, Metazoa, Chordata, Mammalia, Primates, Cebidae.
AUGGCAAACUCCUUUGCAUCAAGGACUCUCACUGCCCUUUCAGAUCUGCAGCCAAAUAUGGCUAAUCUGAAAAUAAUCGGUAUCGUUAUUGGGAAAACAGAUGUCAGAGGAUUUCCAGACAGAAAAAAUAUUGGAUCAGAAAGAUACACUUUCAGCUUCACCAUUCGGGAUUCACCAGCACAUUUUGUAAAUGCAACUUCCUGGGGCAAUGAAGAUUACAUCAAGUCUCUUUCUGACAGCUUUAGGGUUGGUGAUUGUGUGAUAAUUGAAAAUCCUCUGAUCCAAAGAAAGGAUAUAGAAAGAGAGGAAAAGUUCAGCCCUGCAACUCCUAGCAACUGUAAACUAUUUCUCAGUGAGAAUCACUCAACAGUAAAAGUUUGUUCCAGUUAUGAAGUGGACACAAAGUUACUUUCUUUGAUACAUUUACCUGUUAAAGAGUCUCGUGAUUAUUAUUCAUUGGGUGACAUUGUUGCAAAUGGACACAGUCUUAAUGGGAGGAUUAUUAACGUGCUUGCAGCUGUGAAGUCGGUUGGAGAGCCAAAAUACUUUACAACUUCAGACCGGAGAAAAGGCCAGAGGUGUGAAGUUAGACUCUAUGAUGAAACAGAAUCUUCUUUUGCCAUGACAUGUUGGGAUAAUGAAUCCAUUCUGCUUGCCCAGUGCUGGAUGCCACGAGAAACAGUAAUAUUUGCCUCGGAUGUAAGAAUAAGUUUUGACAAAUUUCGAAACUGCAUGACAGCAACUGUAAUCUCAAAAACCAUUAUUACAACUAAUCCAGAUACACCAGAAGCUAACAUUCUGCUGAAUUUUAUAAGAGAAAAUAAAGAAACAAAUGCUCUGGAUGAUGAAAUUGACAGUUAUUUCAAAGAAUCCAUAAAUUUAAGUACAAUAGUUGAUGUCUAUACAGUUGAACAAUUAAAGGUAAAAGCUUUGAAGAAUGAAGGAAAAGCUGAUCCUUUCUAUGGCAUCCUUUAUGCCUACAUUUCUACACUGAACGUUGAUAAUGAAACUACAAAAGUGGUUCGAAAUAGAUGUUCCAGCUGUGGUUAUAUUGUAAAUGAAGCAUCUAACAUGUGCACAACUUGCAACAAAAACUCCUUGGACUUUAAAUCUGUCUUUGUCAGUUUUGAAAUGCUGAUCGAUCUGACUGAUCACACAGGUACCCUUCAUUCCUGUAGUCUCACAGGAAAUGUUGCUGAGAAGACUUUGGGCUGCACGUUUGUUGUAUCGCACAGAGCAAGGAGUGGAUUGAAAAUUAGUGUACUGUCAUGCAAGCUUGCAGAUCCCACUGAGGCGAGCCGAAGCUUGUCUGGAUAAAAACAUGUUUAAAAUAGUCUAUCAUUUUAAACUCUGGGAAAGUAUAGGAGUUUUAACUCCCUUUAAAAUGGAAUAAUAAUUUGAAAAUUAUGUUUUGUUUACAUGUGACUAACCUGUUUCUAGAAACUGUUAUGGUGGAUCUGGUCUGGGGCGAGUCUGAAGGCCUCUCAUCUGACCUUCUUUCCUAGAAGGCCUCCUACUGGCUUUGCCUUGUCUCCUCCCAAGUUGGAAAAUGUUUACAUGAAUUAAUAAACAUUUAGUCUUC